CAUUUCAUUCAACAUCGUCAUCAAAUCGUGCCGUCUGUCAAGCAUGGGGACAGCCCAAACGCGUAUGCGCAUGGGGCAGAGUCGCGCGCGCGACUGACGCCCGCGUUAUCGUUCAACGAUCAUCGGUCCCGUUAGAGCGAGAGGGUUGGCGCGAGCGAGACGCGCGGCCGAGCCAUCCGGAAGCCUCGCUGAAACUGGACCGUUUUCUUUUCUUGUUAUUAUUGAGAUCGGCUCUCAAGUUCUGUUGUUGUCGCACCGCGCGCGGCUGAUAACGCGAUGCCACGCCGGACUGCGCGCGCGCGUACCACCGCAGCUUAAAGCUCGCACUGCGAACUAUGGAAUGGAUAUUUUCUUAGUGCUGUGAAGCGACUCGUACUAUACGACUUUUUUGCUUUGAGUGUUUUUAACAAUUGAUCGGAUUCAUUAAGAAAAUACAGUGUUCUAUAAAAGAAAGUGAAUAUUAUAUUAAGUGUUUUUUUUUUAUUAUUUGUAAAUAAGAAAGAAGGAUUAUUAGCUCGUUAAACUUUUAAAUUUUCCGAGUGCGGCUUCCGACACUGAGACGCACACGUGCGAUAAGCUGUUGUAUUUGUUUUUCGGACGAUCACUCAAGAGUACAAACACCGCCGCCAAGCUGUCUACCGCCAAUGAGAUCAUUCCCAGUUACCACGUCCAAGCGCUAAUAGGUCGGUGGCGCACGAGCCCGAUGAGCGCGUGCGCGGCGGCCGCCAUGCGCGAAAAGCACGCGGCGCCGCGCCGCCUCGCCUCCCCGCCGGCCUCCCCGCGCGACCACCGCGACCACAGCCCGCUCGGUUCCCCACGCAUCGACGAGCCCCUCGACCUGCGAGUCACCCACAAACGCCCGUCUAGGUUAGAAGAUGAGAACUGCAACCUGAUCGCGCCUUCGCCGCCGCCGCAUCCCACGCAUCCCGCUCACCCUGCACACCCGGCGCUUCUUCAGUUUUGCCGAAGACUACCACUAGCGUUACCUGCCUCGUUCGGCCGGUACCCGUUCCUCCCGGCCGCUGCUGCGACGCUUCUCGCCCCAGGCGCGCCUAGGGCCCCACCCAUACCUCCUAACCCGGGCGCCCCGCGAGCCCGCGACCGCUAUACCUGCUCAUAUUGCGGGAAGGCGUUCCCCCGUAGUGCAAACUUGACGAGACACUUACGGACGCAUACUGGUGAACAACCAUACCGCUGUAAAUACUGCGAGAGAUCCUUUUCGAUAUCAUCGAACCUCCAACGGCACGUGAGGAAUAUCCAUAAUAAAGAAAGGCCGUUCCGAUGUCGUCACUGCGACCGUUGUUUCGGGCAGCAGACGAAUCUCGACAGGCAUCUGAAAAAACAUGAGGCGGAGAACGGAGACGACGGCCGUCGACGGUCGCCGGAUGAGACGUAUUUCGAAGAGAUCAGGUCGUUUAUGGGUCGAGUGGCGCCCGCGGCACGCCGCGCCGCCGCCGCCGCCGCCACAGCCGCCGACCACACUUGAUAGUGACCUGACAACACAUUCGCCCUAACAAUAAUCUGGUCGAUACAUCCAAAUGACUCUUGUGUAUGUUUACGUGACAUUAAAAAUAUAAUUAUGUGAGCUUAAUGCGCGAAGUAGAGCUUCCGUGUUACGUUCGACGCGCAGAGUCAAAGUAUUUUUCAUGGAAAACACGCUAAAGCUAAAGUCCAAUAUAAGAUAUUGGUGCUGCAAAAAAACAGAUUGUUGUGAUUAUAAUUAUUGUUAUGGUCAUUAAUUAUGUUUAAAACUGAUACUCGCAAAAAUAUAUCCAAAUAGGUAAAGUAGAUGCAAUUGUUACCGUAAAAGUUUUCAUGUCAUGGUUCGCGCGACGGAAUGGAAUUUAUCUUUUCUGAGCCAUUUGUUGGCUACUAAUGUUAAAUAAUUGUAUAAAUAAAGUGAUAAUGCAUCUCAUGUAUGUACUUAAACUUGUAAAUAUAUUAAUACUUUUGAAGGAGUGUACAAUACCGAAUUCACUACCGAUAGUAUACAAUUAGUACUUAUGAAUAUAUUCCUUGUCCUAAAGACAAAAUAGAUUAAAAGUAAGAGUCCAGAGUGUUCGAAUAGAAUUAAAAUAUAUUUGAUAAUUAGAAGUACAUUAUGAGUGUAAGUAAUUUGUAUUAUUUCUUAUGUAAAUUCCGCUUUAUUCGAUGUAAUGUAAUUAGUAUUAUUAGUCUGAAAGGAAACGCCGGUUACCAAUAAAAAUAUAUCUUGUUGCUUUAUUGAAGAUAUUAUAAAUAUUUUUUAUCAGUUGUUAGAGAAGUUGUCUAACUACUCGAAAUUUUUAUAUACCUUUACUUCGUGUUGCGUAAAUUAUUUUCUUUUUCGUUUUUUUUUGUAUCGACAUAGAUCCAUCGUGUUUGAUACAUUUUGUUAAGUUUCAGAAUAUUACGCAAAUUAGAAAUAUUUUAUCAAUUAUGUUUUGAGAUUUUUUAAUUAGAAAUUUAAUCGGGUAAGAGAUUAUGCGAUCUAAAAUGAUUUAAUCAUGUACUCCAAAUUACUAAAUUUAAGAUAAUUUUAAAACUGUGAUUUAAUUAAUUUAUUACUGAAAUGCAAAUUGGUCACAUAAAUGCGAAUGGAAAGUCUCUCUAAGAACUAUAAUUGUCUAAACGUUCCUUUUAAGUAUAGAUAGAUCUCCAUUAUUGUUACGAGUAAUGAAUUUUACUGUGCUUUUCAUUUCAAUGGUUGAAACUUUAUAAUAUGCAAUAAUACUUAAUUAAAUUAGAACGAAAUAAUUGUUUCCCUCUAAGUACAGCGAUUAAUAUGUAUGACUGAUUUCAUUGGUUAUUUAUUCUGAAUGUACAAGAUUUAUAAUAAGAGCAGAGAAAUUUUAUUACAAAACAUUAAGAUUGCCAUGCUUUACAGUUAUAUGUCGUCUUUUAACCUAUAUGUCGUAACUACCAAUGCUACUAAUAGGUACCUAUUUUUUGAAUACAAUAAUGAUCAAUGUAACUAUAUUUGUUUGUCAGAAUCGUUAAACACUUCAUAUUGACAACAAUUAAUUCAUUAAACAUAGUUAUGGAAAUAUUUUAUGUUUAUACUUAUUUUAUUUGUGAUGUUCUUGUGAAACUUGUACUUAAUAAAAACAGAAUUGAAAUUGGUAUCUUGCCAAUUUAAUACAUCCAAUUUAAUGAGUGAUAAUUUUAUCUGAAAUUUGAAUUAACAUUAAACUACGAUGUUUUCGUAAGAAUGUAAAAACUGGACGUUGUUUUUUGUCCAUUCACAAUCCAUUCAUUACUUAUAAAGGUAUAAUCUUUAAGCCCAAAAGUUAAGACAAAUGAAAAAGGUUAUAGUCAUUGUCUUCACUCGUACCAAAUCGCAACGAGAUGCUAUUUAACUUAACGUAGAAUCUAUAGGAAAUAGAGAUUAUUACCUUUAUCGUUUUGUACUUUUGAUACUUAUUAGUCGUUCAAAGGUCACCGAUUACCUUGUC
Molecule: messenger RNA, 3434 nt
Organism: Chilo suppressalis (striped riceborer)
Lineage: Eukaryota; Metazoa; Arthropoda; Insecta; Lepidoptera; Crambidae
Source: the annotation of a GenBank genome assembly